CUGGUAGUGAAUAGUCCUGGGUACCUUUUUGCCUGCCUUUUGGCAGUGGGGGGAAGAUAAGGGCAAAGAAUGCUGCUGUGGUUUGGGUACCAGAGUGGGAAGGCAGGAAAAAGUGGCAGCGAGAAAAAGUGCAAUUAAGAUUUGGGCUUGUUAAAUAAUGAGGAUGCUUAUAUUCUCCUGAAGUACCAACAAAGUUGAGGAUGCUUUAAACCAAAGCCUUUAAAGAAUAUCAGUCUGCACAAAGCACUGGCUCCACCAUGCACAUAUAUAUGUUAUAUAUGUUGCAGGGUUGUUGCCACCCCCCCUUCCCUCGCAUGAAGGUUUAAUUUCAUAUGUUAAGUGAGUUUAUAUCCUUCUGGACCAGAAAAUAGUCAGGGAUGCAGCCAGACAGACUCGUGCUGUGCUCUAGUCCCAGCUUUAUCCCUGUUUGUCACCAGGUGUGAUGCCAUCCCAGCUCCUAUCGCAGCGCACAGGGACAUCUAACGGCCCCGAAACAUAUUGCAGAGGGUGAUAUAGCAAUGCAUGAUGUCAUGAUGCUAUAGGCAAAGCCCAGGUGGGAUGUGCAAACGUGUCGCAUCGACCGCAGGAACCUGGAGCCAACUGCUGCUUCGUUCGCCCGCUCAGCUCCAGUGGCGCAUCCCAAGCAAUCAAAUAAUUACAUUAAAUCAAAAUGGGGCAAAAGGGGGAAAAGCGAAGAGCCAGCACAAGGAAUUUUGCUUCACAAAGAGGGGAAACAUCUUGAACGUGCCGCUGGCGUGUUGCUGCAGACAGCUUAAGCCCAGAGAAAAUUCUUUGGCAGUGACAUCAAUUCAGCAAUAAGUAAUGCAUUUGCUAGGGCCGAGAUUCAAUUUAAGGUCUCUCCAGUGAGUGGAAUGAUUGAAUGGUACUUAAAAAGAAAAAAAAAGAAACCAACAAAUGAGAUUCCUUUUGUUAAGCUCUCAUCAGCCCAUAAUUUCAAAGAGGGUUUUUUCUCCGUUUUUUUCCCACUUGAACUGUGGUUUAUGCGCUGAAGUCUGCGAGAACUGCCUUGAACUUGGCUUUCUCCAGAAAUCACACCCCCCGUCCACCCAAUCUAGAAGCUGGCAAUGAUGGUUUUAGAUUUUGAGUGAUUCAGCCAAGGUUUGAGGAUCUUUAGCCUCUCCACACUCACCCUUUUUACCUACAACAGAAAGCACAGAUUCACAGCAAGGAAGGAGAGCGAGAAAAGGGCAGUUUUGAGCUGAGCAUCCUUGAGAAAUAUGACACAGAAUCAUCUUUUUCCUUCCCCCCCCCACCUAAUAAAUUGUGCAACCUUCAGCAUUCAAUACUUUAUAAUCUCCUUAAACCAAAACCUGCCCCCAGACCACUGGGUUUAAUGACCCCUAACAAAUCUCAUCUCCAGAAAUUGUUGUGAAAAACAAAUUAGAAAUUGCUGUAAGUUCAUAGGGAGCUCUCACCGCCUAGGAAUUUAAAACUAGCCUGGAUAAUGCUCUGGUGAAAAGGCAGUAAAGAAUAGUUUUAGACCAGCAAGGGAAGGGCUUAAAAGUUUAUUUUCUCGCUGAGUGACCGGCAAACCCCAUCCCCAAAGGCUUCAUUGCUGGUGAUGCAGCUGUAGGGAUUGCCAAAUACAUACUCAACAGCGGACUAGUUUUCUAUAAAUAGUGAUUAGAUCGUUAACUCCAUCUCUCUCUUGAUCCAAGUGAAGUCCGAGGACAGACCCGGGGCUGGUUUGAAGGGAAGGGGGUGCCACUGGCUUCAGCACUUUCCACCAGCUCUGUCCUCUCCCGCACACCAGGACUAGGAGAAAACCUCAGUGGUGACACCACCAGAUGUCUGUCUUUAAAGAUGACGUGGUUUAGGCCAAGGCACUGGUUCAUGCUGGGGGAAAACGGGGAGAACCUCAAACUCGGGCUGUUUUGGGGUUUCCUUCCCUUCUUUGCCUUGCUGGUGACUGCUGAGCUUAAAACCCGAUAAAUGGUGAUUCUUGGGGGGACAGAAACAGUUACAGUAAUACUCCUGCCAGAAUUAGGGCAAAAAUAAAGUAGGAAAACCCUAUUUAGAAAUCCACCACCACUAAAUAAUUCAUCUCUCUCCCAUGGACCCCAUUUUCCUGCCUUGGGCUUCACAAUUAAACUUUUUCAUUUGUGGAGUAGUUUGGAAAUAAAAGGGUGGGGGGAGAGAAAAAUUUGCUCAAAAAAUAAGUCAAAGGCUCCAACAUGUGUUCUUGGCUGGUUGAAUUCAAGAUGAGGGUUUUAGGCUUCCCGUGGGAGCUCCCUUUCACAGCUCCCCCCUAAUCCUCUGGAAAUCGCCUGUUCCCUACAGCUGUUGGUUCACCAGAUCAACUAUUUGUUCAAUUAUUCUUGGCCGGGAUGGCACGGGCUGCCUCAAAGGCUGCCGGCUCCAUCCCUCGGCCUGCUUCAAUCGCCUUCCGAGGAGCCCCGGCCCCUUUGAAGCCCACGGUCCUCCUCUCAAGACCAUCUCCAUCCUGCCCCCGCAUCCUUUUUUUAUCCCGGACGAUGCUCCAGAGCGGCUGCCGGGAGGACGGCUCCAGUGUCAGAGUGCCUGGGCUCAGCUUUUGCAGAAGCGUUCAAACCCGUCUAAUAAAUGGCUCGCAGCUGCUGAGAGACGGAUCUUGCCUGGUGCUGGAAAUCGUUCUGGGUUCACCUUGUGAGGAGUUCAAGCCCUCGGCCUCUCCAAGACAUGCAGGUCCUAAAUGGUUUAUGCUGGCUUUAGGUAAGGCCCCGUUUCAGUUUGCAAAACACUCUCCCGUUCAACUGAAAGGUCAGGGUGACACUUUGUGGUCAUCCAGAGACGUCUUUUGUACAGGACAUGCGGGAAAAUCCUCCACGGUCUUUGCAUGAGACCUUAAAUAGGUGAUGGAGCCAAGGUCUGAGCAGGAUGGACGUCGUUUGACAGCACAUGAUGAAAUACUGCUUUCCUUAAUCACAUUUUCUUUAAGCACACAGGGGUAGAAGAUGUAAUUCAGGCUCAGCAGUAGCUGACUGGCAGGAGGACCGUCCUGUUUGCUUGCAGAGUAUGAGCAAGAGGCUAAGAUGAACCCAGCAUCCUUGUCUUCUCCUGGCCAUCUAGCCUCACGCUAACCAAAGGGAACGACAGACUCUGAGUUUUGUCCUGGCGAGAGGAGAUACCAGCUGCAUUGCUGUCAGGAGUGGGAUGGGACAAGGACAAAAGCUACGUCAGAGGAGGUUGUCAGGAUGGCGAAUUUCAAGGGCCAUGCGCUUCCAGGCAGUUUUUUCCUGCUCUUCGGGCUGUGGUGGUCUGUGAAAUACCCACUGCAGUAUCUCAGCCAGAAAGUCAACAAGAAAGCCAGCAGGAUUUAUUGUUUCCAGCGUGCGGAUGCCAUUGAAGGGGGAGUCAAAAUCACCUUUGCUCUGAUAGGGAUGCUGGCCGAGCAGUUCGUCCCAGACGGUCCCCACUUGUACCUCUAUAGCGGGGAGAACCGCGACUGGGUGAAGCUGAUGAACUGGCAGCACACCACCAUGUACCUGUUCUACGGGCUCUCUGGGGUGGUUGACGUCUUCACCUACAUCUCCCCGGUGGUUCCGCAGGGGCUGGACCGCCUCAUGCUCUCCAUGGCUGUGUUUGUGGAAGGUUGUCUCUUUUAUUACCACGUCCUCCACCGCCCGAUGUUGGAUCAGCACAUCCACUCCCUGCUCCUCAUCGUCGUCUUCUUGGGGGCCUGCAGCAUCAUGCUGGAGGUCUUCCUCCGUGACAACAUCGUCCUGGAGAUGUUCCGAGCCUGCGCCGCCAUCGUCCAGGGCACCUGGUUCUGGCAGAUUGGGGUCGUGCUGUUCCAGCCCUUUGGAGGUCCCGCGUGGGAUGAGAAGGACCACAGCAACAUCAUGUUCCUCACCAUGUGCUUCUUCUGGCACUGGGCAGCCGCUGUGGCCAUCGUGGCUGUAAACUUCACCCUCGCUUACUGCUGCAUCCAGAGGUGCCGGAGGGGCAGCGGGGAGCCCUACAUCGGGCUGGGCGUCCGGCAGCAGAAGCGCGACAGGAGCUCCCAAGCCGCCUUCUUGAACGGGUCCGAUGAAGAGUGAGGAAGGUGCAACCUCCUUCUCCAAAUACAUGAAGAAUCUGUUGUCUAGAAGAAAAAUAAAUAGAGUCUAAUGAAAUAUUUAUAUUUUGGAAGAGCGAAGAGAGGUCGCCGUUCUGCUGCUGGGACACACGUUGAGCUCAUGCCCUUCGUCCAUACCAGAAUAUCACCGUCUCUGAAACAAGCACAAAAAAAGUGAUUUUUAGCAGCAAAAUUAAAUGCAGAAACUCAUCAUGAUGAGAUCACCUCAUCCCCCGUGUGUUUCCAUAGCGAUGGAGGGCGUCCUUUGGCCAGAUGACUUUGCCAAGAGCCUGGAGGCUUUGAAAUCAGGGAAAGCUCCAGGCUUGAGGUCCCGACCAAGGUGUCAUCCCAAGGAGGAAGAGCAAAAGAAUGUUAAAUGCGGGAUUAUGUCAAAUUUGCAACAUCACGGCUUGGUUGUGCACAGUACAAAUUUUAUUAGCGGAGCUUUGAAUUGAAGAAGGGUUUUGUUAAGAGGUUUCGUGUUCACUUAAAGGCUGGAAGAGUGAAUAAAUGUGAAAUAAAAAUCCUUGCUGAGCCAA
Columba livia (rock pigeon) is the source of this 4596-nucleotide messenger RNA. Its product is annotated as transmembrane protein 45B. The record is from RefSeq and is a predicted model, not a curated record. Bases 3195 to 4040 code for a protein of 281 amino acids. The transcript has 8 exons. NCBI's taxonomy places the organism in Eukaryota, Metazoa, Chordata, Aves, Columbiformes, Columbidae.